UUAAUAUAAUUAAGACUUUAAUUUAGGUGCUACAAGCCUACACCUACACGACGCCUCCAGCUGUAUCGUCUUCUUCACCAAACUUCUUUUACAGAGCAAAACUUUUACAGCGCAAAAUUCUAGCCUCUUAGGUCGUCUCUUUCACUGUAUCUUCUUUCUUUCCUCAAGAUUGAAAGAGUAAGCCAUCCAAGCCCCCAAACAAACUCUCCAUAUCAUUGCUCCUCUCUGGUCUCUGCCAUCCGAACUCAACAAUCUUGUAUUCUUGGUUUAUCUGAAACAUGAAGCAGCAAAAAUGAGAUAAAUAUACUAUAAUAUUGAAGUUUCUUCCAGAAUUGAAGUCCAUCAGUGUUACGUAAAAUGGAGAAUAAAACAAUGAAAGAUUCUGAAUCGAUCAAUUCAAAUCGGAGGGGUAACAGUAGCCAGAAGAGGGAAAGGGGCUUGCAGAUUGAAGGAUACUCAAUAGAAGGGUUAUCAAUUGCAGGUCAUGAGACGUGCAUAAUAGUUCCCUCGCUUAACUUAGCCUUUGAUAUUGGCAAGUGCCCUCAGCGUGCUAUCUCCCAGCAAUUCCUUUUCAUCUCUCAUGGCCACAUGGACCACAUAGGAGGACUACCUAUGUAUGUUGCAACUCGUUCCCUUUACAGAAUGCAACCUCCUACUAUUAUUGUACCAAAAGUUAUCAAAGAAAGUGUCGAGAAGCUUUUUGAAGCUCACCGAUCUAUGGAUCACUCAGAAUUGAACCAUACUUUGAUUGGUUUGGACGUGGGAGAAGAAUUCUACUUGAGGAAGGAUCUUAAAGUUAGAGCAUUUAAGACUUAUCAUGUCAUUCCUAGCCAGGGUUAUAUAGUAUAUUCAGUGAAGCAGAAGCUUAAGCAAGAAUAUGUUGGCCUUCUAGGAGAUGAGAUUAAGAAGUUAAAGUUAUCAGGUGUGGAGAUCACGUACACUACAACAGCACCUGAAAUUGCAUUUACAGGAGAUACUAUGUCAGACUUCAUUAAGGAUUCCGAAAAUGUUGAUGUUUUGAGGGCAAAAAUCCUCAUAAUGGAGAGCACUUAUGUGGAGGACAAAACAACAGCUGAUAACGCAAGAGAAUAUGGACAUACUCAUCUGUCUGAGAUUGUUGAUUUGGCAGAUAGAUUUCAGAACAAAGCAAUCCUUCUAAUCCACUUUUCAGCCCGCUAUCAGUUGGAUGUAAUUCAGGAGGCUAUUUCUGCAAUACCUCCGCCUUUGGCAGGAAGAGUUUUUGCACUGACAGAAGGUUUUUGAUUCAAGGCCAAAUCCACGCAUCAGCUACUUUAGAAUCGCUCCCGGAUUCAUUGGGCAUUUCCUUUUUCUUUUUCACUCUUUAUCAUUUGGUUGAUUGCGUGAAGAGCACUAAUUGCAAAGGAAAAUUUUGCUAUGAAAGUUAUCUAGAUAUAGUUUAAAAUUGAGCCUGAUCCAGCUCAAUCUGAUCUUUAUAAUGCCCCUUCAGGGACAUCCAAUAGAAUUGGGGGGGGGGG
Lycium barbarum (goji berry) is the source of this 1496-nucleotide messenger RNA. Its product is annotated as nuclear ribonuclease Z. The record is from RefSeq and is a predicted model, not a curated record. The coding region runs from base 358 to 1263 and encodes 301 amino acids. Lineage: Eukaryota; Viridiplantae; Streptophyta; Magnoliopsida; Solanales; Solanaceae. The transcript is spliced from 8 exons.